Messenger RNA from Trachemys scripta elegans, 1992 nucleotides. RefSeq names its product microtubule associated protein 1 light chain 3 beta (gene MAP1LC3B). Gene Ontology annotation, cellular component: autophagosome membrane; autophagosome; cytosol. Gene Ontology annotation, biological process: macroautophagy; autophagosome assembly; cellular response to nitrogen starvation. NCBI's taxonomy places the organism in Eukaryota, Metazoa, Chordata, Testudines, Emydidae. Gene Ontology annotation, molecular function: ubiquitin protein ligase binding. The record is from RefSeq and is a predicted model, not a curated record.
AGCAAAGAGUAGAAGAUGUGCGACUGAUUCGAGAUCAACAUCCAACAAAAAUACCAGUGAUAAUUGAAAGGUACAAGGGUGAGAAGCAGCUUCCAGUUCUGGAUAAAACUAAGUUCCUGGUACCAGAUCAUGUCAACAUGAGCGAACUAAUCAAAAUUAUCAGACGCCGCCUGCAGCUGAAUUCCACUCAGGCUUUCUUCUUACUGGUGAAUGGACACAGCAUGGUGAGCGUGUCAACCCCCAUAUCAGAGGUGUAUGAAAGCGAAAAGGAUGAAGAUGGAUUCCUGUACAUGGUAUAUGCCUCUCAGGAAACUUUUGGAGUCCAAUCUUCUGUGUAAACCAUUCAAGUGGCUUCUAGCCUAGGAUUUUGGUUUUACCUUCUACCCCCUAUCCCCACCCCAGGAAAAAGAAAGGAAUGUCACCUCUCAGUACCUUAGCAUAGUCUUGCUUUAGCAGGUGUCUUCCUCUUACCUUGCCUUGUUUGUGAAUAUUAAACAGCUGAGUGCCAGUACAGACCAGCAUAGAUCUAGCUUUGAAAACCUGCUGUCAUAUUUCACAUAGGCACACUUGUUUUAAGUCUCUGGACUUCCUGAAUGGAACCAUACCUUGCACAUUCAGAUUGCCAGCACCAGAAACACUUGACUGAAUUCAGUGACACAGGAACUGGCACCAGUUUCCAGUAGUGAACAAAAGUGUUUGUGUGACAUCUUUCUGUUAAUUCCUCUUACUGUUCCUAGAAAGUGCUCCUUUUCAGGGAGAGGCUUCCCUUUUCCAUCAUGGAGCAAACAUGUAAGGCUCUGAAGUGCAAGUUUGUGCAUAUUAAAUCUUUAGUCCAACUAGGGAAUCAUUUGCCUCAGUAUUUGCAGAAAGUCAGGACAAGUGGUGGUGGGGGAAUAGCUUCAUAGUACUGCUACUGCAUAAGAUAAGAUGCCAGAUUCCUGGACAUUAUUCAUACCAAACCCCACAGCUUUAUUCUAAUUGUAGCAAGUAUAUAUUUUAAGAUGAUUCCAGGUUAGCUCCUGGACAGUUAACAUUAAGAGAAACUUCAAUCUAUUACGAAUCUUCACUGCUUUCUGGUUUCACUGACACAAAUGGCUGCUCCAUGGGAGCUUUCACUGGAUAGUCCCUUCUGCCCUGAGGGGCUGCUUUUCCAGAGCAUAAUGGGGUUUUUUUGGUUAAAAGAAAUUAUUUCCAUAAACGUGACUGGGUGAUAGAUGCAGCCACUAAAAAUGCACCAUUCUGCCUAAUUUGUUCUUUAUUGCUGCUCCCUAUAUUCAGCAAAGCAGUUGUAUAUGAACUCUUCAGGGCUGAAAGUCAAACUGCUUUGUUUAUACACAGUUCUACUGAAAACGCUGGAUUCAAACAUGAAUCGAAAUUGUCUGUCAGUUGUUUGUUCAUGUCAUAACUGAUGGGGGAAGUGCUUUAUAAAAUCAUUUCACAUUCAGGAGUUGAUGUUUUAAAGUUCUGAGGAACAACUUCUAUCACUGAAGCCCACUGCGUGGAGUUUAAAAAUGUGGUGUUACUAUGAUUAUGAAUGGGGAUGAAUCCCAUGCAGAGGGUUCCAAGUAGGAUCAGUGUCCUGCCUUUAGAGUUGUUGUUGUAAAGUUAAGUAUCGCAGGCUGAGAUUUACCCUUGUAUAUCAUGUGUAUGAAUUAAUUACAUCUGUUAGUGGGAGUUAACUUACUAUCAUGAAGAAGGGGCGGAGAGAAGCAAUACUACUGCAUCUUGGCACUUGGUACAACAUCAGCGUGUACAAUUUGUACCUACAGCUUUCUGCAUGCAUCUUGUUCACAAGACUUAUUUAAUUUUUAAAUGUUCAUUGUUUUUUACUUAAUGUAAACUUUAAAAGCAACUUGUCCUAUGUUUAGUUUUUUGUGUAAAACCAUCCUGUUAACUGAUGACAGCCAUUCUUGUAAUUACUGUGUGAUCAAUGACUGAUUCCUGUACAAAUGUUGCUUUUUUUUUAAUUAAUACAGUGCUGAUAUGACUCAA